AUGGCCGCGGCGGGGCCGCUGGACUCGCGCAACGGGGAGGAGAAGAAGGCAGAGGAGGAGGAGGAGGAGGAGGAGGAGGAGAUCACUGCCGCUACGCUGCGGGGCAAGACCCGGCCUCCGCCCAUCUCGGCGCUGUCCUCCUUCAGCUACAUCCCUCCACGGCGCCUGGACCCCAAAGAGCACAGCUACUACUACCGCCAGGGCAAGACAGGAGUUAUUUCCCUCUAUGACUGUGUCUUUAAGAGGAGGUUAGAUUAUAAUCAGAAGUUGCACCGAGAUGACAGAGAACAUGCGAAAAGCCUGGGACUUCAUGUUAAUGAAGAGGAGCAGGAGAGGCCAGUGGGAGUGCUGACGUCCUCUGUCUACGGGAAGCGCAUCCAUCAGCCCAUCGAGCCGCUGAGCCGCGACCACCGCCGCGCCAACCACCUGCGCGCUGACUUCUACCGGAAGAACGACAUCCCCAGCCUCCGGGCGCCCAGCUUCGGGCACAUCGCUCCGGCCUGAAGCGAUCCCGGGCCCGAGGGCGUGUCUGU
This is a messenger RNA of Otolemur garnettii (small-eared galago), 533 nucleotides long. RefSeq names its product chromosome unknown C5orf49 homolog (gene CFAP90). Bases 1 to 504 code for a protein of 167 amino acids. NCBI's taxonomy places the organism in Eukaryota, Metazoa, Chordata, Mammalia, Primates, Galagidae. The record is from RefSeq and is a predicted model, not a curated record. The transcript has 3 exons.